GUCAACCUAGAUUUGUCGGUCAAUCUUUACUACCCCAAAACAAAGCCAAAAUAAAUCAAAAGGACUUGUUCGAGGGGUUGUUCGUUUAUAUAUCAAGGACUUGUUAACGUUUUAUUUGGCUCACAAGUCCUUCUCUCUCCCUCGUCAAUCAAAAACCAUUCAAAGCUUUUAGUCUAACAUGGAGUUGGGUUUGAGUUUAGGAGAUGCACAUUAUGCACCAAACUCAUUCUCAUUAUUAGGACCUCUUGACAGAUCAAAAGACAAAGGUGAAGAACAGAGAAGAGGCUCAUCUUCAUCAUCAGAUUCACAGCCAGUACAGCUUGAUCUUCUGCCUUUCACUCCGGUUCCAAGAAAUCAACCAACCUCACAGUUUCGCUUUCCAUGGCUCACUGAGAACUUGUUAUCUGAACCUGGUUCAUCAGAUGGAUCACGAAGAAGGAUAGAUCGUGUGAACCGCCUGCCAUUGGCAGUGGAGGAUGGGGAAGAUGGAGGAUCGCUAUCGUCCCCAAACAGCACGGUUUCAUCAUUUCAGAUGGAAGACUUGUCAAUAUAUACAAGUGGAAGAGUCAAAAGGGAUUUGGAGACAACUAUUCUAAAUGAAUUUGACAAAGAUCAUCAAAGAGGUGGAUCUUCAAGAGGAAGUGAUGAAGAAGAGAAUGGUUUGGCUAGGAAGAAACUCAGACUCUCCAAAGAACAAUCUGCUUUUCUUGAGCAUAGCUUCAAAGACCACAAUACACUCAACCCUAAACAGAAGCUUGCUCUAGCAAAGCAGUUGAAUCUCCGUCCUCGCCAAGUAGAAGUAUGGUUUCAGAAUAGAAGAGCAAGGACAAAGUUGAAGCAAACAGAGGUAGAUUGUGAGUACUUAAAGAGAUGCUUUGAGGCACUGACAGAAGAGAACAGGAGGUUACAAAAGGAGCUUCAAGAAUUAAGGACUUUGAAGGCUUCCCAAUCUUUCUACAAGCAGCCUCCCGCCACCACUCUCACCAUGUGCCCUUCAUGCGAGCGUGUCGCCUCCACCACCACCACCACUACCACUGUGGCCAAUCCCACCACCACCGGCUCUGCUGCCACUGCCACUGCUAACAAUACAGUAUAUCCCUUUAUUAGCUCCCAAUCUCAUGCACAAGAGGCUGCUUAAUCCAUGAGAUUAGAUCAAUACCAGAGUGUAGUUAGUUUCUGCAUAUACAUACGUCUGUAUCAUGGCCUUGUUUAUAGUGGUUUCAUCAAAAAAAAAUUCCACUUCAAUGUAUGAUUUUUAUUUUUUAAUUUUUUUAUAGGUUCUGUUUUGGAGGAAGAGAUGAAUUAGUGUAUGAGAGUGCAAUUUUUUUUUUUUUUUUAGGUUCUGUUUUGGAGAAAGAGAUAAACUAGUGUAUGAGAGUGCAGAGUGCUAAGACAUAAGAAGAAAUUUUAUUCA
This is a messenger RNA of Camellia sinensis, 1414 nucleotides long. Its product is annotated as homeobox-leucine zipper protein HAT2. Gene Ontology annotation, molecular function: DNA-binding transcription factor activity, RNA polymerase II-specific; sequence-specific DNA binding. Gene Ontology annotation, biological process: regulation of DNA-templated transcription. The record is from RefSeq and is a predicted model, not a curated record. Lineage: Eukaryota; Viridiplantae; Streptophyta; Magnoliopsida; Ericales; Theaceae. Gene Ontology annotation, cellular component: nucleus.